UUAAGUGUAUUAUGUCAACAGAUUACACAUAACUGUAUUAGGUUAGUUGAAAGCAAUGAUAUUACAUUGAGCCUACUAUUUAAUUAUUUAAACGUAAUAGUAUUGCUUUCAACUAACCUGGUGCAGUUAUGUGAAAGGGAACUGUAUUAGGAAACACAGCGUGUGCACUCAAGUUGAAACGAUAACUUAAUUCAAUGUAUUAUUUAACACAUAACUGUAUUAGGAUGGUUGAAAGCAAUAAUAUUAAGUUUAAAUAAAAUAACAAUAGGUUCAACUUAAUAUAAUUGCUUUUAACGAACCUAAUACAGCUGUAUGGAACCAGUGGACAUAAUACAAUUAAUUAAAGUCAAUGUUUAAUUUCUUCAGAAACAGCAUGAAGUGAAUCAUGGGAUACAGGGAGUGAGGAUUUAAUGGCAGGAGGGUAUCAAUAUAUUUUUAGCGACUAUAAAGGAAUUUGAAUUUGUAUGAAAUAAAAGCCACAGCCACGAUGCCUGCUGCAUUAUGGGACCGUAGUUGCUCGCUGUGCCUCUGAGUAGAGGUCCACUUACUAUGGAAAGUCUGCAUCAUCAGGCCACAGCUGUAUCUCAUUAUUCAUGGAAUGCAGGGCUUUAGUAAGAAAAGGCUGUGCAGAAUAUGGGCUGGCUUUCUCAAAUCCUUCUCUCCCCCCCACACUCUCCCCUCUCAGCUGAGAUCUUUCGGCGAUGCCAAAGUCCCCUCUGAGACGAUGAGAACACACACCCGCGGGGCCCCCACAGUCUUCUUCAUAAGUCUGCUGUGGCCCCUGCUCGCUGUGGUGGACGUGGUGGCGGCAGCAGAAGUUGACCCCAACGGAGGAAUCCCCUUCAUGGGGGGGAACUACAAUGGUCACCCCAUGCUGUACUUCAACCGGGGGGAGGUGGAGGAGCUGCAGUACGCGGCGGGGGGGACUCACCGCGACAUGGCGAGGAGGAUCCGUGAGGCGGGGGAGACCAUGCUGGAGCACCCAGAGCUCUACCUGCCCCCCUGGAGCCCGGCGGAGUUCAGCGCCCGCUGGAACGAGGUGUACGGGAACAACCUGGGGGUGCUGUCCAUGUUUUGCCUGCUGUACCCCCACAGGGAAGGGGCCCUCGACCUCGCCAAGGACUACAUGGAGAGGAUGGCGGCUCAGCCUAGUUGGUUGGUUAAAGACGCUCCCUGGGACGAGGUUCCUCUGGCGCACUCUUUGGUCGGGUUUGCCACUGCCUACGACUUUCUGUACGAAUACCUGAACAAGGACCAGCAGGAACGCUUCCUGCAGGUGAUCGGCAAUGCGUCCCGCCUCAUGUACGAGAAGUCGUACGUCCGAGGGUGGGGCUUCCAGUACCUGCACAACCACCAGCCCACCAACUGUGUGGCACUGCUCACAGGAAGCCUGGUCUACAUGACCCAAGGCUACUUGCAGGAGGCCUACCUGUGGACCAAGCAGGUGCUGUCCAUCAUGGAGAAGUCCAUGGUGCUGCUUCAGGACGUGACGGAUGGCUCCCUGUACGAAGGCGUGGCCUACGGGACGUACACCACCCGCUCCCUGUUCCAGUACAUGUUCCUGGUGCAGCGCCACUUCGCCAUCAGCCACUUCGACCACCCCUGGCUGCUGAAGCACUUCGCCUUCCUGUACCGGACCGUCCUGCCAGGAUUUCAGCGGACUGUGGCCAUAGCAGAUUCUAACUACAACUGGUUCUACGGACCAGAGAGCCAGCUGGUCUUCUUGGACCGCUAUGUGUUGCGUAACGGCAGUGGAAACUGGCUGGCAGAUCUGAUCCAUCAGAACAGGGUGAUGGAGGGGCCGGGGAAAGCGGGGAAAGGCCAGCGAUGGUGUACCCUCCACACAGAGUUCAUCUGGUACGAUCCAGGACUGUUUCCGAAGCCUCCAUCAGAUUUCGGAACAUCCCAACUUCACCACUUUGAGGACUGGGGGGUGGUGACGUACGGCAGCGCUCUACCUGCAGACACCAACCGGACCUUUCUGUCCUUCAAGGCGGGGAAGCUGGGGGGACGCGCCAUCUUCGACAUCGUUCACAGGAACAAGUACAAAGAGUGGAUCAAAGGCUGGAGGAACUUUAACGCCGGGCAUGAGCACCCCGAUCAGAACACUUUCACUUUCAUGCCCAACGGCGUCCCGUUCAUCACCGAGGCGCUGUAUGGACCCAAGUACACGCUGCUGAACAACGCAGUCCUGUUCAGCUCUGACGUCCCGGGUAGUUGCUUCAUGCCGUGGACUGGACAGGUGACGGAAGCCUGCGAUUCCAAGUGGUUGAAGUACAAGGUGGGGCUGGCGGCGGAUGCCCAGGGCAGAGUGGAGGCUGCCAUGGAGAGGCAGGGCAUGGUCUUCAUCCGUGGGGAGGGACAUUCCUCUUAUAAUCCCGAGCUGAAGAUCAGGAGCUUCCAGAGGAACCUGCUCCUUCUCCACCCACAGCUCCUGCUUCUGGUGGAUCACAUCCACCUGGAUCCGGACAGCCCCACCAGGGCCAUGAGUGCCUUCUUCCACAACACGGAGCUGCCAUUCCAGAGCACCAAGAUAGAUGGUGUUCAUGGAGCGUAUGUUUCCCACGGGGAGGAUAACUACAAGAUGUUCUGGAUGGAUGACACCGGCUUCAGUAACAAAGGGGUGGUGGGUUACUGGAACUACCCUCGAGGCUACCCGUACAACGGCUCCAACUAUGUGAACGUCACUAUGCCAUUGAGGUUCCCCCACACCAGGGUGGCCUACAUUUUCUAUGGACCCGGCGUGGAUGUACAGAGCUUCAGCCUGCGCGGCGAUGACCAGAGAGUGGAUAUCUACCUGGCCACUAAGGACCACACCUACACCAUCUACCUCCUGACCGGAGAGGUCCCCAGCAAGCCCCUGUUCGCCAUGGUGCUGCUGGACCACAAGAAGAUCGUCUUCGAGAAGUGGGCAGCAGCUGCGGAGGAGGACAGCUCCCCUGAGGAAGUCGAGGAAUACGUCAACGUGGUGGAGGACAACCUGCAGCACGUGAAGCCCGUCUUCCAGCAGAUGGAGAGACACAUCCUGGGACGGGUUCUCAACACGGCCAGCUUCAGAAAGACUGCAGAGCGCCUCCUCCAGUUCUCAGACAAGAAGAAGACGGAGGAAGUCAUAGAGAAGAUGUUUGCUAUGUCCAAGAAACAGGGCAAGGGGAAAGGGGGGAGGAAAGUGAACCUUGGGGAAAAGCUGUCUGAGAGUCUUCCUGACAUUUUCGCACAGGUUGAGGUAAACGAGAAAAAGGUGAGACAGAGGACUUCAAAGCGUACUUAUGAGGACAGUCCAGAGGAGGGGGAGGGUGACUCUCGGGCCUUUAUGGAUUAUACAGAUGGUCGCAAAAAUAGAAAGGGGGCUUUUGUCAAGGGCCGGAAAUUUAAGGAGGUUCACAUGGUGGCCACGGCGGGGAGCGAGGGUCUCUCCAGCACCGCCUCCUACAUCAGGCUCUUCCUCCUGCUGAACACGGCCACCUUCUUCCUGCUGCUGGGCGUGUUGCUGACCCGUUUUCAGAGGGGGCGCAGUCUGCACACGCAGAGAUGUUUCUACACCAUCCUUCUGAUCGACUGCUUCAUCCUACUGUACCUCUACUCCUCCUGCUCUCACUCACAGUGUUAAUACACCAGACUACAGACCAAUGACCCCCAUGCUGCCCCCCCACACCCGGUGGGAGGCGGAUCUUAGGACACAAAAGUCUAGUUGCCAGCACUAUGAACCAGGAAAUGUUGAGAACCACAAAGUUUUAUGUUUGAAAUGUAUAGUACGGUCCCCAGCACAGAUAAACUGCCAGAUGCUAACUUGCAUAUGUUGGGCAGUUUGCCAAAAUUAGCACAAGUUGAAUUAAUUAGCAUUUGUAGACUAAAGCAAAAAAAUGGCUUGGCUGAUUUUGACCAUUUUGGUCUGUUCUUUUUUUUAAAUUGGCAGUUAAGAAAAUUCACCAAACCAGUCCACCGGGAUGACAAAUAUGGCCACUCUGGUCAAAACUGCUAAUUGUGCAAAUUGCCCAACAUAUGCUGGCUAGCACCCUGCAGUUUCUCUGUGCUGGGAACCAGACUAUACAUGUCUAACAUAAAGCUCUGUGGUCCUCAUCAGUAGGACCCUAUGAGCUGGCACACAGAAAAAUAUCUGAGAUUUCAAGAAAAAUGAUGAUAACGAAAAUAUGUUUGACUAAUAAAGUAUUGUCAGAAUAAAGUUGUCAUUUUACAAGAAAAAAAUCAUAAUGUUUUAAAGGUCAUAUUAUGAAAUUAUCAUUUAAACACUUAUCUCUUCUAUCAGAGUCACAGGCAGCUCUUGAAAUGAAGAAUACGGAUGAUUAUAGAGUUCAUCUAUGAGGACAUUAUUUUACAUUUUUGGACACAAAAUAAAAAACAAUAACACCAUGUCUUUUCUCAUAUGACUUUAUCUGGAGUUUUGACUUUCUCCUUAUAUUAUGCUUUUUAUUCUCUUAAUAUUAUGAUUAUUAGACCAGAAUUACAGCUUUAUACUACUAUAAUGCUUUUUAUUUCUCAAUAUGAUUCUUGUUAGUAACUUUCUAUACUAAAUGUUAUUAUGACUUUUGCUAUCAUAAUAUUUUCUUUCUAGAAUGUACAACUUUAUUUUCCAAAUAUUAUUAAUUAUAUAUUAUAUGUAAUAAAUAUUUUUUAUAUCGCCUCAAAAUCACAAAUUAACUUGGGCUUAAUAGUUAAGUGUAUAAAAUGUGUAAAUGUAAUGUAUAAAAUUAGAAAUUAGAACUGAUGACAGCUUUAUUCUCACUUUCCCCAGGAGUGUAUUCUUGAAAUCUCAUAUAUUUUUAUAUAAUGGUCCAAAUACUGGUAAGAUCUACCUAACGGGUAUUCAGGAAAAACAACUGAUUCCAAAUAGGAAUUGAUGAAAUGCCAGGAUGAGACCAGACCACCUCUGAUGUAAAAGCUUCUGUGGAGCUUCAGAACGAGUGUGUGUGAAGUGUGUGUUCUCCAGAAGUCUGGUCUGUGUAAUAGAUCAGAGGUUAGCCACUAUGAUGCAGUCACCCAUAGUUCAUAGGAAAACAUUUACAUGUAUAUAUGUGAAAGCAAGAUAUAUUUUUAUGGUGUUUUUUUUUUACCAUUUGUAAAUAAAAUUACCACAUGCA
Eleginops maclovinus (Patagonian blennie) is the source of this 5099-nucleotide messenger RNA. It is a transcript of the gene dse, whose product is annotated as dermatan sulfate epimerase. Lineage: Eukaryota; Metazoa; Chordata; Actinopteri; Perciformes; Eleginopidae. The coding region runs from base 599 to 3610 and encodes 1003 amino acids. The transcript has 5 exons. Gene Ontology annotation, molecular function: chondroitin-glucuronate 5-epimerase activity. The record is from RefSeq and is a predicted model, not a curated record.